UGUCCCCCGGUCCCUCUGUCCCUCUGUCUCCCGGUCCCUCUGUCCCUCUGUCCCUCUGUCCCUGUGUCCCCUGGUCCCUCUGUCCCUCCGCCUCCGGCGCGGCCGCUCCGGGGCCAGCGCAGAGCCCGCCCCGUGUCAGGCACGGCAGCAGCGCAGCUCCCCCGGCUCCGGGCAGCAUUGCUGCUCUGCUGCUGCUCUGCUGCUCUGCUGCUCUGCCGCCGCUGUGCCGCCGCUGUGCCGCCGCUGUGCCGCCGCGGGCAGCGGCUGCCGGGCAGUGCCGGAGCCGGAGCAGCCCCGUGCGGGUCCCCCCGGGCUGCCCGGGCCGGGCGGGCUCUCCGUGCCGGGGCCGCGGCUGCCGGGACCAUGAAUUCCCCUGCUCGCACUGCCCGCGGCUCUGCAGCCACUUCGCGGGUCCAGAGAUGACUUUGAGCUGACUCGCCGAGGGACGCGACCCCAGCUUGCUAUGGAGGAUGAAUUUUAAGAUGAAUAACUACCUUGGCGAUACAUCCAAUACAUCGAUACCGGGAUAUUUCAAAGGCUCUGCACUGAAUUAUGACAAUUUUUCUGCAAACAACUCCAACGAGACAGGAAGCGACCUGGAUUCACCUGCCUUGGCCACCAGCAGGGCGAUCAUUGUGGGGCUGAUCCUCGGUGCCUUUAUUCUCUUUGCUAUCGUAGGUAAUAUCCUGGUCAUUCUCUCAGUGGCUUGCAACAGACAUUUAAGAAUCCCUACGAACUAUUUCAUCAUUAACCUGGCCAUAGCUGACCUGCUGCUGAGUUUCACUGUCCUGCCGUUCUCUGCCACGCUGGAGGUGCUUGGCUACUGGGUUUUGGGGAGGAUAUUCUGUGACAUCUGGGCAGCGGUGGAUGUGCUGUGCUGCACAGCCUCUAUUUUGAGCCUGUGUGCCAUCUCCAUCGACAGGUACAUCGGGGUGCGGUACUCCCUGCAGUACCCCACGCUGGUCACCAGGAGAAGGGCGAUUUUAGCUCUCCUGGGUGUCUGGGUCCUGUCCAUGGUGAUUUCCAUCGGGCCCCUGCUGGGCUGGAAGGAGCCGGCCCCGCAGGACGACAGGGAGUGCCGGAUCACCGAGGAGCCCUUCUAUGCCCUCUUCUCCUCCCUGGGCUCCUUUUACAUCCCUUUAAUCGUCAUCCUGGUCAUGUACUGCCGGGUCUACAUCGUGGCCAAGAGGACUACCAGGAACCUGGAAGCUGGGGUGAUGAAGGAAAUGUCCAACUCCAAGGAGCUGACCUUGCGGAUUCACUACAAGCACGUUCACGAGGACUCCUUGAACAACACCAAAUCCAAGGGUCACAACCCCAGGAACUCCUUAGCUUUCAAACUUUUAAAAUUCUCCAGAGAAAAGAAGGCGGCCAAGACGUUGGGAAUCGUGGUUGGCAUGUUUAUCCUGUGCUGGCUCCCCUUCUUCAUUGUCCUGCCGCUGGGAUCCCUGUUUUCAGCUCUGAAGCCCCCUGAAACGAUCUUCAAGGUGAUUUUCUGGCUCGGCUACUUCAACAGCUGCUUGAACCCCAUCAUCUACCCCUGCUCCAGCAAGGAGUUCAAGAGGGCUUUCAUCCAGAUCCUGAGGUGCCAGUGCCACCGGCGCAAGCAGCUGGGCUGGUGGCCCUACAGCUACAGAACCUGGAACCGCUGCUCCCUGGAGCACGCCCGCAGGGAUUCCCUGGAGGACAGCGGCAGCUUCCUGAGCGGCAGCCAGAGGACUUUAUCCUCGGCAUCGCCCAGCCCCGGCUACGUGAGCAGGAUCAGCCAGCCGCAGCUGGAGCUGUGCACGCUGCACGAGUGCAGGGACUGCAGCUCCCUGCUCAGCCCGGCCCGGCAGAGCGGCGGGCAGCAGGGCCACUGCCACUUCUUCACCUUCCAGCCGCUGCCCGAGCACAACGGGCACGGCCCCGCCGCCGGCCCGGGCUCCGGCCGGGAGCCCCCGGGCACGCCCUGAGCGGCGGCGCUGCCGGGAGAGCCCCGCUGGACGGGCGUUCCGAGCGCUCCGUGCCCUCCGCACGCUGCCCUGCCCGUGGCCGGCGAGGCCGCGGACCCCGCUGGAGCGGAGGAGAGCUCGGGAAGGAGCGGGAGGGACAGGAGGCUUCGUGCCACAGCGGUGCCCGGAGCAGGGGCUGCCCGGAUUCCCGGUAAUUCCCAGAGAAACUACUGAAGCCAGAGGGCAGGGAGGGUGCAGGGCCCAGGGAAGGGCACAAGGGACUCCUCAGGUGGCCUGGGAGAGCCGAACAGCCAGACACACCCGGGUGGAGAGAGGGUGACAUGGGGUGGGCAGGGAGCGGGGGUGCCCAGCUGGGCC
This is a messenger RNA of Motacilla alba alba, 2312 nucleotides long. It is a transcript of the gene ADRA1B, whose product is annotated as adrenoceptor alpha 1B. Gene Ontology annotation, biological process: phospholipase C-activating G protein-coupled receptor signaling pathway; cell-cell signaling; regulation of vasoconstriction. The coding region runs from base 471 to 1955 and encodes 494 amino acids. The record is from RefSeq and is a predicted model, not a curated record. Gene Ontology annotation, molecular function: alpha1-adrenergic receptor activity. The transcript has 2 exons. NCBI's taxonomy places the organism in Eukaryota, Metazoa, Chordata, Aves, Passeriformes, Motacillidae. Gene Ontology annotation, cellular component: membrane.